Blastocystis hominis is the source of this 981-nucleotide messenger RNA. RefSeq lists its product as hypothetical. The transcript has 2 exons. Lineage: Eukaryota; Bigyra; Opalinata; Blastocystidae. Bases 1 to 981 code for a protein of 326 amino acids. Gene Ontology annotation, biological process: glucose metabolic process. The record is from RefSeq and is a predicted model, not a curated record. Gene Ontology annotation, molecular function: NAD binding; glyceraldehyde-3-phosphate dehydrogenase (NAD+) (phosphorylating) activity.
AUGAAAAUUAAGGUCGGAAUUAACGGGUUCGGGAGAAGAGGACGAAGCCUUUGUCGUGUGUUACUAAAGCAUGAGGAGUUUCAGAUUGUGGCAAUCAAUGAUCCCUUUCUCACUGCGACGGAAAUGAUGAAUCAACUCACCUUCGACUCCAUCUAUGGGAUUCUAAAUGGAAUUACUGUUACUAGCGAGGACUCUAUUUCACUUCUUGGGCAGCCCGUUCAUACCACUCACUGCAUGUCCCCCAUCGAGAUACCUUGGAAGCAGUAUGGGGUAUCUGUUGUAUUCGAGUGCUCAGGGCGUUUUACGACUCUGACUCAGUGCGAAGGACACCGUGCAGCAGGUUGUGAACGAGUGAUUGUUGCCACUCCCAGCAAAGACAUUCCUAUGGUGUGCAAGCAUGUAAGCGAGUCGACUGCUCCCAUCAUCUCGAUUGCUUCUCCCUCCACAUGCUGCAUGGCUCCGCUCCUUCAGAUCCUUUCCACUCUAUCACCCAUCGAUCACGUUUCGUUCACUGUUGUUCACUCGAUUACAUCGCAACAGCAAGUCAUGGACCAGAUAAAUCCAGAGGAAACUGACCUGCGAGUGGGUCGAGCUGCAGGACUGAACAUCAUUCCAAUGAGAAGCAGUGCAUCGCAGUGUCUGCCUCUUCUUUUGCCUUGGACCGAAGGGCACUUGUCUGGCCACUCUGUGCAUGUCCCGUCAUUUAACGGCUGUCUUGCGGAGAUUGAUGUGCAGUUCUCCACCUACCAGUCCAGAGAAGCAGUGUUGUCGCACUUGCAGGAUUCAGUGAAAUAUGGAGGAAUGAAGGAUGUGAUCGGCUUGACGGAUGAAGAUCUAGUGAGUAGCGAUUUGUUACAAUGUCCUACGAGCUGCGUAGUAGACCAGAAGUUGUUGUCAGUGUGUAAUAACCAUCUUCAUCUGUCGUGCUGGUUCGAUAAUGAAUGGAGCUAUUGCUCUCGUGCAAUCGAGUUCGCGAUGUAA